AUGACUGACCUAGAACACCAUGUUGCAUCCGACCAUGCCUCGACUGAACCAAUCAAGGAACCCAUCAAAUGGUACCGCACGCCCUUUUACAACGCUACAGUCCUUGGCUUUUGCAGUCUCGUAGCCCCUGGGCUAUGGGGCGCCAUGAACUCGUUGGGCGCCGGUGGCGCACAAGAACCGUACCUGGUCAACACUGCCAACGCCCUGACCUUCUGCCUAAUGGUCGUUUCCUGCUGGCUCACAUCUUCGCUUGUCAAGUACAUUGGGAUCAAAGGCGCGCUUGUCGCAGGAACCAUUGGCUUCGCACCCUACAGCGCAGGUCUGUACACAAAUAACCGCUUCGGCACAGAGUGGCUUGUCAUUCUCGGCGCCGCGCUGUGCGGCAUCUCAGCUGGCAUCUUCUGGGCGAGCGAAGCGGCAAUUGCGAUUUCGUUCCCGGAACCUAGGAAUCGAGGACGAAUGAUUGCGUACUGGAUUACUUGGACCUGCAUGGGACGCAUCCUUGGUGGAGCCAUCAACCUGGGUCUGAACCACGAGCAGGACAGGGCUGGAAAGGUUGGAUACACCGUGUAUCUGAUCUUCAUUGCGCUGCAAUGCCUCGCUCCUUUUGUCGCGCUACUUCUGAACAAGCCGGAGAGGGUGCAGCGCUCGGACGGUGUGCCGGUGAAGCUGCAGAUCUACGAUAGCCCGUGGCAGGAGAUCAAGGCGACGACGAAGACGUUCCUGAAUAAGGAGUUCCUUCUCCUGGUCUUCUGGAUUGGGCAAGGCGUGUACAGCGAAGCUGUGUACUACACCUACAUCGCCCUUUGGUUCAGCGUGCGCGCUCGCUCUCUCGGCUCCUUCUUGUCCGGCGUCGUUGCCAUCGUGGUUACUAACCUGCUCGGCGCGUGGCUCGACACACACAGUGUAGCGCUGAAGAAGCGAGCGCGGUGGGCUUUUGCAGUCAUCAUGGCUACGCAGGGCGCAUGGUGGGUUUGGCUCACCAUCAACGUUACACGAUUUUCACAAUCUGCUACGCUAUACGACUGGGCAGACGAAGGAUUUGGUCGUGCGUUCGCACCUUUCAUCUUCCUCGUCGCAGGUUUUCAGCUGAACUACAACUUCGCCUUCUUCCUAAUUGGCCGGAUCUCCGAGAGCCCACAGGAAACGAUCCGUCUUGCUGCGCUCCUGCGUGGAACGGAGUCAGCCUGGCAGGCGCUCAGUUACGGACUGAAUGCGAUUCCGAUAAUCGCCUCUGUAGGAGGAACGUACAUCAACUUUGGCAUCUGGGCACUGGCGCUGAUUCCUGCAUGGCUAGUGGUCAGGACCAUUGGUGUUAGCAAGUACAAUGACGAGGCUGACUUUGGGGUCGUCGAGAGGAGCAACGAAACCAUCGGCGGAAAGGGCAGUUCGUGA
Didymella exigua CBS 183.55 is the source of this 1395-nucleotide messenger RNA. RefSeq names its product MFS general substrate transporter. NCBI's taxonomy places the organism in Eukaryota, Fungi, Ascomycota, Dothideomycetes, Pleosporales, Didymellaceae. The coding region runs from base 1 to 1395 and encodes 464 amino acids. Gene Ontology annotation, molecular function: transmembrane transporter activity. The transcript is spliced from 2 exons. The record is from RefSeq and is a predicted model, not a curated record. Gene Ontology annotation, biological process: transmembrane transport.